This is a messenger RNA of Fusarium keratoplasticum, 219 nucleotides long. RefSeq names its product AAA-12 domain-containing protein. Lineage: Eukaryota; Fungi; Ascomycota; Sordariomycetes; Hypocreales; Nectriaceae. The record is from RefSeq and is a predicted model, not a curated record. The coding region runs from base 1 to 219 and encodes 72 amino acids. The transcript is spliced from 2 exons.
AUGGCUACAACGAAGCAAGCCGGUCCCGGUAUGAUGACCGAUGAACAUCACCUCAACGUAAUGCUCAGCCGCCACAGAAGCGGCUUGAUCAUUGUUGGGGACAUUCACGUUACCGGAAUGCUUGAUGGAGCCAACGGGGAGGUCUCGUGGGUGAAUGCCACCGUUCUCCGCAGUGCACAACAAGCUCUAUGGGAGAGUAACCGGGUUAUCACGGUAUGA